Molecule: messenger RNA, 7870 nt
Organism: Pantherophis guttatus
Lineage: Eukaryota; Metazoa; Chordata; Lepidosauria; Squamata; Colubridae
Gene: MAPK7
Product: mitogen-activated protein kinase 7
Biological process (GO): protein phosphorylation
Molecular function (GO): MAP kinase activity; ATP binding
Source: RefSeq, a predicted model, not a curated record
CCAGCCGGGCGAGCCAUCAUCUUUACCACCACCACCAGGGAGUAGCGGACCAGAGAGGGAACCGCCCCUGUUUGUCCACCUCCCGAGACCUUCGGCGCCUGGUCUCGCAUCUUGGCAGACCAUGGCUGAACCACCAGUGGAAGAUGAGGGUGAGGAAGCAUCUCAAAGUCAACCCAAGCAGGAGUCCACCCAUCAGGCCACGGUGGCAGCGAAGAACUUAGCCAUUUUGAAGGCCCGGUCAUUUGACGUCACCUUCGAAGUGGGAGAUGAGUAUGAAGUCAUUGAAACAAUUGGCACCGGAGCUUACGGUGUGGUGAGCUCAGCAAGGCGCAAAGACACAGGCCAGCAGGUGGCGAUAAAGAAGAUCCCGAAUGCCUUUGACGUUGUGAUGAAUGCCAAGCGUACCCUCCGGGAACUUAAAAUCUUGAAACAUUUCAAGCACGACAACAUCAUUGCCAUCAAGGAUAUCCUGAAACCUUCUGUGCCUUAUGCUGAAUUCAAGUCUGUCUAUGUGGUGCUAGACUUAAUGGAGAGUGACCUCCACCAGAUUAUCCAUUCGUCACAGCCUCUCACCUUGGAGCAUGUGCGCUACUUCCUCUACCAGCUCCUCCGAGGCCUUAAGUACAUCCACUCGGCAAAUGUCAUCCACCGAGACCUCAAGCCCAGCAACCUACUGAUCAAUGAGAACUGUGAGCUGAAGAUCGGUGACUUUGGGAUGGCCCGAGGCCUCUGCACCAAGCCGGUUGAAUACAAGUACUUCAUGACGGAGUACGUGGCUACUCGCUGGUACAGAGCCCCAGAACUGAUGUUGUCUCUGCACGAAUACACACAGGCUAUAGAUAUGUGGUCUGUAGGGUGCAUUUUUGCAGAGAUGCUCGGGCGGAAGCAGCUUUUCCCUGGGAAAAACUAUAUCCAUCAACUGCAGCUGAUUAUCACCGUCCUGGGCACUCCUCCCGCCAAAGUGGUCCACUCCAUUGGUGCUGACCGGGUGCGUGCCUACAUCCAGAGUUUGCCGUCGCGCCAGCCAGUGCCAUGGGACAGCCUCUACCAGAACGCCGACCGGAAGGCCUUGUCUUUGCUCUCCAAGAUGCUUCGCUUUGACCCACGCGAGCGCAUCUCCGUAGUGGAGGCCUUGAAUCACCCGUUCCUGUCUAAGUAUCACGAUCCGGAUGACGAGCCGGAUUGCGUCCCGGCUUUCGAUUUUGACUUUGACAAACAGGUGCUUACGAAGGAACAAAUCAAGGAGACCAUUGUGGCGGAAAUCAAGGACUUCCACGAACGCCGGGAAGGCAUCCGGCGGCAGAUCAGCUUCAAGCCUGCUCUUAGGCCAGCCAUGGUGGAUGGCGGGGUGGAUGAUGCCGCUAACCAGGCAUUGCUACUGCGCUGCAACGAUAUUGACAUGCCCAGUGCUGGUUCUCCACGCGCCGAUGAUGAUUAUGCGAUGGCCUCUCCCAUGCCUUACCCAACAGAGACCAUUGACUUCACCUCUCCUCUGGUGGCUUCCUCCGUCACGCCGCCAGAAGUAAAGGCUGAGGUGGAGGCCCCAGUGGCCCCACCAAAGCGGGAAGGCGCCAUCUCAGAUGACACCAAGGCUGCUCUCAAAGCCCUCAUCUUGCAAUCUGCACUCCGCAAUAAAAACAAAGAUAUACUUUCCUCUGUCUCAGAAACUCCUGAUAUCCGGCGACCGGUAACGGCGAAGGAACGCCAGCGUGAGAGGGAGGAGAAACGAAAGCGGCGCCAGGAACGGGCCAAGGAGCGAGAGAAACAGAAGAAGGAGAAGGAACGGGAGCACAAAGACAUGCUGACUGAGAAUGACCGGAACCUUCUGGAAAGGUGGACCAAGAUGGUGGACCGCACCCAGAACAAGCCAAUCCAAAAUGGGUCUACGGUCCCACCCCAGAAAAACACAGCCAGUCAUGCCCUGCCUUCAGUUCCUGCUGCCAAGCCUUUGCCCCCGCAGGCCCACGCAUCGACCUGCGUCACUCCUGCCCCUUCUCGUAACACGCCGGCACCUUCUGAAUUCCUUGCUUUCUCCGACAAAACGGCACCAGGCCUUGCCCCCAAGCUCACCCUUGUCCCGGUGGGGACCGAGCUAGCCUCGGUCCAGGCUUCCAAUGCCAACGUUAUUCGCUUUUUCCCAGCGCAGACUGCCCCCUUUGUGGUGGCCACACCGGCUUGCCCCAAAGCUAUCCCUGCCAAGUCUGAGUGCCUCUUAAACGUCAAAUAUGCCCCAAGCCAGAUCUUCCAAGGCCCGUAUGGAGUGACGGCUCUCAACGCUUGGCGUAGCGUUUCUCCACCUGAGAACUGGGCUGUGUCUGGACAACUGCCUGUUGAUCAGCCUGAAGUGGCACCUGCCGGAUCUUUGUCAGAACCGGUGGUCAAUUUUGUGGCAAGAGCUGAGGCAGAUCAGCCUCUGUUCCAGUCUGAGAUAGGCAAGUCUGAACUUCCACCCCAUGGACUGUCCACAGAAGAAACUAGAGGGUCAGUUCAGUCCCAGGUGGCAUCAGGACUACCUUCGGAUUCCCCUGAUAUCAACGUGGUAACCCAGCAGCUGUCAAAAUCUCAGGUGGAAGAUCUUUUGCCUCCUGUUUUCUCUGGAACACCCAAAGGCAGCGGUGCUGGUUAUGGGGUUGGAUUUGACCUGGAAGAAUUCCUGAACCAGUCUUUUGACAUGGUGGGGGAGAACAGAGAGAGUCAAGGUGACUCCGCUCCACUCUCGGCCUCGCUUCUCGCUGAUUGGUUGGAAGUCCAUCGCAUGAACCCUGCUGACAUGGAGUCUCUCCAACAAGAACUGCAACUGGGCUCUCCCAUGAUCCUCUCUGACAUUCCGGACCUGCAAGACGCAUGAGAAGCCGAGAUCCUGUUGGUCAACGUCUUCCUCUUCGGUCUUUCUUCUUUCUUUCUUUUAAAACUCUUGAGUGGAUAUGAAAGAUCAAGGCGAUUUGCCUUCUCAGUGACUUGGGUUGGAAAUGUCACCACAGUGCCUGCGCAUUUCUGUUGUUUUGCUUUACAGCAGAGGUGAAUUGGGCUGAUGUUUCAGACUGGAGAUCUUUUGCAAUAAGAGUUGAAGUAGACUUGGUUCUACGCUGCCUUCUGUGGGCAUGUUGAAAGACCACACACACACACACAUACACACACACACACAAAUCAGGAAAGGACUCUGUCAAAAACACUAAAAGGAUGCAUCAUCUCUUUGCUUGGAAACAGGCAUCCAGUCAGUUUCUUGCUUGACCCCACACUGUGUUUCCUUACCUCAUGGCCGAUAAAACACGGAUAACAUUUUCUGUUUAGAAUAUUGAAAGCUCUUCGAAAGGACUGAAUUCAUGUAAAACAUGUUCUCCAGGUCUUUUAAUAAAAGAAAGAUGCACAUAAGCAUCAAAUCCAGCCUUCCUCCAUAGGCAACUCUUUUCAAAUUGGUGCCCUCCGGAUGUAUCGGAUUUCAGCUUCCCUAGUCUUCCCUUCAGUCCUCUCUUAGAUAUAUGAGUAAUCUUCAAUUUACGACUGUGAUUGAUGCCCAGAGUUCUGUUGCUAAACGAAACAUUUGCUAAGUGAAUUUUGUUCCCCUUUUUACGACCUUUCUUGCCACAGGUGUUCAAUGAAUCACUGCAGUUGUUCAAUUAGUAACAUGGUUAUUAAGUGAAUCUGGCUUCCCCAUUGAUUUUGCAUGUAAAAAGGUCACCCGGGGACGCAACAGCUGUCAUAAAUACGAGUCAGUUCCCACGCAUCCAAAUUUUGAUCCUAUGACCGUCGGCAACGGUCAUAAGUGUGAAAAACGGUCACGAGUCGCUUUUUUCAGUGCUGUUGUUACUUUAAAUGAUCACUAAGCAAACUGUCGUAAGUCAAGGAUUACCCGUAUUCUAAACUUCAGUCCUCCAUAAAAUAUAGGAAUCUGGCUGAGCGACUUGAGGGCAGUCGCUCUCUUUUCAGCCCAGGCCCACAUCCUCAGGUGUUGGGAAAAUAGGCAGGAGGCUGAUGGAUAUCACUUUAAGUUGUAUAAAAUAAAGGCGUGAUAAAUCUAAUAAUUAAACAAAUAGCCCUGUGGCUUCCUAGGGAUAAUGGAGGCUGAAGUUCAUGUACAUUUGGAAGGCACAGAUGGGAAAAAUUCCUUUUCAUAGCAUGUUUUGCCCUGCACUGUGAAACAGCUGGAUUACAAACUUGUGGAAAUAAAUUGAAUUAGGCCAGCGGGCCAUCCAAUCUCAUAUGCUGUAUUCUGACCAGCUAUACCUCUUCAAAAUCUUGGGAUAGAGGAUUUUCCUGCAUUUCUGAAAACUGGAAAUACCAAGAGUGGAAGCUUCAGCCUUAAAACGCUUCAGGUUUUUGCUUUUCUGUUUAUUGGUUAUUACUUGUGGGUUGCCCAAAGUAACCUUCUGGAGAACUUUGGCAACGGCUACCUUCAGUAAUGCUGUGAGGAUGGGGCAGAAAGGCCCACAGAUUCCAAUGGAAAAGAGACAUAAAUGUCAAGGGCCUCACCUCAACGUGCCAUAUUGUCAUGCAGAAGAAGCCUUGAAAUUAUGAGGGAGGGGUGGGAAGUCCAUUAAAUGUAGGUUUUUCUCCUUUGAUGGUGAUUAUGAUUGCCCUGAGGCGAGGCAGCCUUCUGCUUUUUAAGUGGAGAUAUGCAAUGUUGAUGGUGCCUACGCUCAAGGUUUUUGAAGACAGAGAUUGUACAACUCUGUCUUCUGCUUUCUGUGUCAGAUGUGACUGUCCUACCAAUACAUAUAGUACUGUCUACUAAAGGAAGGGACCAAUCCUCCCUCUAACUUACACAGUUUCUACCCCGCGUCUGCUGUACCAGGAGCCUUUUAAAGAGCCUUCUCUUUGUCCCAAGAUAGCUGGACAAUGCUUGUUUCCAGCAUCCUGAUUGCCAUAUCAAUGUGCCUCCGGACAGUGGCCAUUUAACAGUGUCUCCAUAAGGCUGGCGCUACCGUAUCUUGUCUGCAGAAACCUGGGUGACCCUUAAGUGGCAGCAGGCAGGCAGUUUUGGUUCCUGUUUACUGUCAUCUAGAUAUUUGAAGCCCAGCUAUAAUACUCCUGAUAAGGUCUUUGUGAACACUCUGCAUAUUCAGCCUGGUGACUAACAUGGCCUGCCACUUUAAAUGUGUGUGUAUGUAUUUUGUCUAUGUAUAUAUGUGCCUGUAUCUUUUAUUUAUAGAACCGCGUUGGCGCAGUGGUCAGAAUGCAGUACUGCAGGCUACUUCUGCUGACUGCAGGCUGUCGCCAGCUCGAUUCUCGCCGGCUCAAGGUUGACUCAGCCUUCCAUCCUUUCGAGGUCGGUAAAAUGAAGACCCAGAUUGUUGGGAGCGAGAUGCUGACUGUAAACUGCUUAGAGAGGGCUGGAAAGCACUGUGAAGCGGUAUAUAAGUCUAUGUGCUAUUGCUGUUGCUAUCAUAUCAAAUUGGGCAGACAUGUUUCUGUUUUGGUAUUGUCCGGUAGAUAAUGUUUUCCGUUAACAAAACCUGAAUCUCUUUUAAGCUGCCAUCUUACCAGCACAGGGGUUUCCUCUGUGCAAGACUGUGAGCCAGUAUUUUGUGGAGCAGCCUGAAUUUUCCUACACCUCCAGUGUGAAGUUGGGCUCACCUAAUAUAAUUAAGCCAUCCUGUGGUUUAUUUGACUCUGGUUGUGGGAACGUGUUGCAGCUUAUAUACCAUGGCUUAGCAUGUUGAGCCAACUCAUCGAAUUGUAUGUUAGGGUGUAUUUUCCCCAUCCCCCCCAAUGAAUCAUGGUUAAGCAUGUUUCAUCACGAUGUGUGAAGGAGAAUCUUACUUGAGUGUAAGUCUCUUUGGACUUGAUGGCACCUGGGUUUGUUAUUGAUGGAAACCCUGGAAAUGCUUUUGCAAGAUUUGUUCCUUUGGAUGUGACUGUCCCAAUAUUAAAUAUGUGACUGUCCCAAUAUUUAAGUUACCUAUCUUAAAAUUUAGAUUUAGAAUUAAAAUUAAAAUUUAGAAGGCUUUUACUUAUAAGCCCUUGCCCCCAAAUAUCUAGUCCAAAAUUUUGGGUGGAGAAGCUUUUGUGUUUCUGUAAAGCAGGGGUUGGCCAACUUUAAGACUUGUGGACUUCAGCUCCCAGAAUUCUGGAAGCUAAAGUCCACAAGUUUUAAAGUUGCCAAGUUUGGAGACCCUUGCUCUAAAGCAAUGUUUCUUAAAGAAGUGUGGUCUUAGGAUCUCUGGAGGUCUCCCAAGACCCUUUCCUCCAAAUCAACAUUAUUUGCCAGCCUGCGUUGAAAAAUAAUGCAGUAUUAAACAAUUUGUGACUGAUUGGGUCAUCCUUCUUUUUCAUAUAUAAUAUAGGCUGGCACCAUUUCCCCUCCCCUCAUAAGCCUCAGCAGGGUCUCUCCUCUUCCUUGGUUGACCUGUAGAACAGCCUACCACUUUGCUGGGAGGAGUGGGACCAAUGGGAGCCAUAGAUUGUGAGAAAAACUUCCCAUUCUGGCCUGCCCCAAGGCCCCCUUCCCUCCAGAGAGGAAGAGGGUGCACCCAUAGGCAUCUCCAGCCAGCCCUUUCUCAGCAGCAGCCAUCCGUGUAGCUUCCUUGUCCUUUCUUCACUGACCACUGCCAUUAAGGUAUUUCAGAUUUUGGCCUCAAUUCCAGAGUAGCCAAUAGCUACUCCCCCAUUAGCCCUUACCGCCAGCUGAUUGGGCACAGGAGAGGCAGGGAUAUCCUCACGAAGAUCACGUGAUCAUGGUUGACCAUGAUGGCACAGAAGCAUGGCAGUGCUGAAGCGGCCACAACCGAAGCUCUGUUUUUGCUGGCAGAGUGUUGCAGGAGGCCAUCACAGCUGAAAACGGAGCUUGCGGGGGGCUGCAUGAGGCCCUCCCAAGCUCCGUAUUCGCUGGCAGAGGGUUGCAGGAAGCCAUCGCGGCUGAAAACGGAGUUCAGUGCCCAUUUUCACCGGCAGAGCACUCGGGCUGCCACAGGCGCCCCUGACACGAGUGACGACAAACUGGCCACGCCCACCCUGGCCACGCCCCCCAGUCCGCCAAGUUCAAACACAACCCUGAUGCGGCCCUCAAUGAAAUCGAGUUUGACACUCCUGUCAUAAGAGUACAGCUAGUAAAAUUACUUGCUGUCCAAUUAACUUGGAUUUAGUUGGGAUUAGUUGGUCAGACUUUCACUUCCAAAGUAACCAGUGUCUUCACCCUAAAAUAUUUACAAGGCCAAAUUGUUAACACUAUUCCAUCUUCACGCCCAGUUGCCUUUCACUGCAAGGUUGUGGAUUUGAGAGUUGAUACAGGUAGUCCUUAACUACAACCACAAAAUUUCUGUCAUUAAGCGAGGCAGUUGAGGUGUACCUUACUUUACAAUCUUUCGUCACAGUUGUUAAGCGAAUCACUGCAGCUAUUGUGAAUCAUGCGGUUGUUAAGUGAGUCUGGUUUUCUCCAUUGACUUGUUAGAAGCCGGCUGAGAAAGUUAACAAAAUGGUGAAAACAUGACCCUGGGAGAGUGCAAUUGGGAUAAAUAUAUUUCAGUUGCUAAGCCCCUGAAUUUCGAUCAUAUAACCAUGGGGAUGCUGCAACGGUCAUAAGUGUGAAAACUGUUCAUUUUUUUCAGUGCUGUUAUAACUUCAAAUGGCCACUAAAUGAAUGGUUGUAACUCGAGAACUACCUGUACAUGGAGACCGUACGAACUUUUCUGAUACAAUACAAAAAUUCACCUCUGAAGAUCCAGAGGUCAGAUUUGGGACCAAGCCUUGGGUGUAGCUUUGAAUUAGUAUGUAAAACUUGUUUGGAGCGCUUUUGAGCGUUGUGUCAGUUAUUUGUGGUGCCUUGGUGUGGUGUACUCCCCGCCCCCCACCCCCCACGGUGAUGUCUUAGGGGGAAAAAAAGAAAUUGUUCAUUAAACUUUAUAUUAAAAUUGUUAUUUGUAAAAUGGCAGAA